Messenger RNA from Candoia aspera, 1143 nucleotides. Its product is annotated as calmodulin-1. Lineage: Eukaryota; Metazoa; Chordata; Lepidosauria; Squamata; Candoiidae. The record is from RefSeq and is a predicted model, not a curated record. The transcript has 6 exons. The coding region runs from base 113 to 562 and encodes 149 amino acids. Gene Ontology annotation, molecular function: enzyme regulator activity; calcium ion binding.
GGGAGAGCGGGGCGCGCGCGCGGCAGCGGCGGCUCCUCGGCCCGGGGCGGAGGGAGACGGGGAGGCGUCCGCAGGCUGAGAGGUCGCAGCGCCGCUUCCUCGCCCGGUCACCAUGGCUGACCAACUGACAGAGGAGCAAAUUGCAGAGUUCAAAGAAGCCUUCUCCCUCUUUGACAAAGAUGGUGAUGGCACCAUCACCACCAAGGAGCUUGGCACCGUAAUGCGCUCCCUGGGCCAGAACCCCACCGAGGCAGAGUUGCAAGACAUGAUCAAUGAAGUGGAUGCGGAUGGAAAUGGCACGAUCGAUUUCCCAGAAUUCCUCACCAUGAUGGCCCGGAAAAUGAAGGACACGGACAGUGAAGAAGAGAUCCGUGAGGCCUUCCGAGUUUUUGACAAGGAUGGCAACGGGUACAUUAGUGCUGCAGAGCUGCGCCAUGUUAUGACCAACCUGGGCGAGAAGCUGACGGAUGAGGAGGUGGAUGAGAUGAUCAGAGAAGCGGAUAUAGAUGGGGAUGGACAAGUCAAUUACGAAGAGUUUGUACAGAUGAUGACCGCCAAAUAAGGAAAGCCGCCGCCUCCCCCCGCCCCCGCCCGUUCCGAAUGGAAGGAUGGCCCGCUUCCCACUGAGACCUUCCCACCCAGCCCCUCCUGUCCGUGUGGAACUCCUGCUUCAUCAAGGCUUUCACAAUUCAUGGCCAUUCCCUGCUCCCUCCCUCCCCCCUCCCUCCUCGUGCCCGGGGUGGGGGCAGCUGGGGGGGCAGGAGGCCUGCUUCAGAGCCUUUGCGGAGCGUGAUGGAGCUGGACUAAGGUCUUAUUGUGAACGGGGGGUGUGGGAGAGGUGAGGCUGCCCCCCUUCCCUGCUUCGGCCCCCACCUCGCAACCGCUUUCUUUCCGGUCUCCCUGCAUUCAUGGACUGUUGCUGUAUGCAGCCGAGAGCAUACUUAGGCCAUCUACAGUUGUCUUCCUAGGACUAUCUGCAUAUCUUGGGUAUAUUGUACUUGUUAACCUAAUAAACACAUUCUCCCCCCACCCCACCCCACUUUCCAUGGCUUCAGGGAAUGCUUCUGUUCCAUUCCAGUUGAUGUAAGGUUUUUUUUUCUUUUUUUCUUCUUUUAAAUAAACUUUGUGUUUCAAACUGGUGGA